Pelobates fuscus (common spadefoot toad) is the source of this 4444-nucleotide messenger RNA. RefSeq lists its product as uncharacterized. The coding region runs from base 214 to 3186 and encodes 990 amino acids. Lineage: Eukaryota; Metazoa; Chordata; Amphibia; Anura; Pelobatidae. The transcript is spliced from 17 exons. The record is from RefSeq and is a predicted model, not a curated record. Gene Ontology annotation, molecular function: protein binding.
AGAGGAGUAUUCACGCUGAGCUGAUCCGUGCCUCCAGGAGGAAGGUCUCUGCCCUGAUUGGAGAACAAAGAAAGAAACAUUUAUCUUUCCACGCAACAAAAGAAUAAAAACAACAAGGGGAUAUAAUCUAACAUUGACAGAGAACUGGGAAGAGGUCUGAGCCGAGACACGAGCAGAUGGUACAGUUUUUAGGGCUUGGUGUCAGAAAAAGAAAUGGAGAGUCGCCUGGCCAAGCUGCUGUCCCCACUACCGCAUGUGGUACAGCAAGGGGUAGAGGAGAUUAUGAACGAGGCCCAGGUACACCGGGAGCAGCUGCUGGAUGCUCUGUUAAGAGACACAAGGUGCAACCAGUACCUAUCCACGCUGGGUAAACUGCUGCUGGCCUCGGACCUCAGGUUGUGUAGCAGUGUAGCCUUUAUCUUGGGAACCGUGGCAGAAGACCCCACAAUAUGCACGAUACUGGUGGAUCUUGCAGAACACUCAACAGAUUGGGACCUGCUGGGGAGACUGAGCUCCAUGCUGUUGUGGGAGGACAUGGAGGCUGUAAUGAACGCUGCUGGGGCCUUGGGAACUCUAGCCGAGCACAGCGAAGGGCGUCAAUGGAUCCUCGCAUUUCCGAACUCUGACGCUAUCAUUGAGAACAUUGCAGACCUGCUGGAAUCUCCCAGUGAUUGGACGGCCAGUAACUGCGCACUGGUUCUGGCCCGGAUCUGCAUGUGCCAGAAGGGCUGUGCCAGAAUUCUGGACCAUCCCAAAUCAGAUGGAGUGCUCCGAAAGCUUAUAGCGUCGCUGCAUGUUGACGAAGCAGGCUGCGGGUUGAAUGCUGCCUUUGCUCUUGGACGUCUUUGUGACACAGAUACCGGGAGGAAACGUGUGCUCGGACUACGAGAGGCUGAAGAUAUGGUGUCUGCUUUGGAAGAAAUUAUGUCAGGUGAGGAUGCAGGAGGAAGUCGGAAUGCCUGUUUUGCCAUCGCUUGCCUAGCAACGGACCAAGUAGGCCAUGAAUAUGUUUUGAAGAAUCCAUCCUUCCCUCGGAUUGUAGACACCCUGUGUUGCCUACUUCAGUCUGAGGAGCAAGAGUCCAGCUGGUUUGCAGCAAUGACUGUGAAGGUAUUGUCCAGUUAUUCUCAUGGAGUGGUGAGACUGCGCCAACACAAUUUACUGGAGAAAACGCUAAAGAGGAUAUUGGCUUCUCACAUGACUGGUAAGGACCUGCUUGAGGAGGUACAAACCACACUCAAAAAUCUACAGCGACUUCCCCAGCCAUCCUGUCCUAGAGCCAAGGUCACAGAGUCGAGGUCCAUAUGGAUUGAUUGGGAGGAAUAUAAAACAAACAGUGGGUUACCAGUUACAUACAGUCUGUUUGAUGGUGAAAGAUUGCUCUAUCGAGGCCCGUUCUGCUCUUAUCAGAUCACAGAUUCCAAAGCUGGUCACCAAUAUCAAAUUAAAGUGGUUAUGGAAACCCCUGGAGACCGCAGUCCAGACAGCCCAGUGACCAUCAUGACCAUGGACGAACCAUUGCCAGGCCCUCCUAUGGACUUACAUAUUACAGGCCGUACAGCUACAAAAAUAAAACUCAAUUGGUCUCCACCAUCUGAGGCUAGUACAUUGAUUAAAGGUUAUAUCGUGUACAAGGAUGACAGUCCUGUGGAGACAACUUCUGAGUUAAGCUGUAUAGUAGGAGGUUUGUUGCCAUUAUCAAGUUAUAAUUUUAGUGUUUGUGCAUUCUCAUCAAGAGGCCAGGGGCAAAAGUCAUCCAUAGCAGCUAAGACGAUGGACAAAGGAGAUCAUGCCCCAGGCAAACUCACUCUGUAUGUCAUUGGACGAAGUGAGAUCUUUAUCACUUGGGAGGUACCCAGAGACUCUGCUGGGAAAUUUUUCAAUUAUGAACUGUGCAUGAACGGAAAGCCAGUCUAUUUGGGCACUGAACGUUCUUACACUGCCCGUCGCCUUAUACCCAAUACAGAAUACACCUGCAGAGUCUGUGCCAUCACCAGUGAAGGGCGCUUUGAGAGUCGGCCGGUUACUAAGCGCACUGCCAAGGAUGAAUAUAGCAAUCUCAGCAAAAACCAUGUUACAGCUGAGAGCAACCAACUUCUUAUCUCCUCACCACCCCGUGAUAGCCACAAUCCCACCCAGAGACAGAAGAAGACAGAUGGCCCGGCCAAAAACUGUCCUGAUAAAAGCCACCACAUACGCCUGCUGCUGAGUCGCCAGACAAGCAAAACAAAAGACAAGACAAGUCAGGCUCCCAACUCAAGAAGAGGCUCCCAGAUAUCCUGGUCUACAGAAUCAAGUGACGAUAAUAUAGGAACGCUGGAAUUCCAGAAGGCUUCAACGUGCGACCCAGCAGCCAGGCACAUGGAAGAAGCACCUAAACGCAGAAAUAGCAACUUUUCUCAAAAAGAAAUUGGAACCAGUAACGAAAACAGAAUGGAAACUCCCCAGACAAUUAACACAGGAGCCUCUCUGAAGCCAUCCCAGCAGUUGACGGUGACAUGCCCCAAACCAGCUCAUCCUGGCUCUGACAACAAGAAGCCACACAGUGCCUACGGUCUAAGGCUCCUGCCUGUGGCAUCACUUCAAAGCCUGGUACCGGAACACCUUCUCCUCCACCAAGCCAAGAUGGAGGCUGAGCUUGUGCAAUCAACAUUUGGGCAUAGGCAAGAGCAGAAAAUACAUGAGUGCCCACCAACGUCUGAUAAGGAAAAAUCUCUGUGUCGCAGAAAAACAUUACAGCCAUUAAAAGAUCCCACGCUGAGGUUUAGACACCAAAACCUGAGAGUCAGUGCGUGGGAUAUUACCGGUGCCUUGAAAUCUGCAGAAGGAAGGCGACAUAGUUUUUCUGGUAGAUCUUCUCGCACAUCUUCUGAAGAAGAAAAAAUUCGACCAGUGAAUAUAAGCUUCCUGUGCAAAGAUAGGCUCUUCUCAAAGCCAGGUGGAGCCUUGGAUUUUCGCCAUCAAUCUGUGCCCCAGUUUCACUCAGAGCUGUCUCGAAUUCGGAGCUUCCAGCAGAUGGAAAGGAAGGCACGGAAACCUUUUAAAGGACACAGGAUUGGAGGCUCCCUGCCUGAACCUUUUCAUAGGGACAUUAUGGCUUUAGUUGGUGAAUCUGGGAUCACAUUUCGUCUGCCACUUGCGCUCAACGAUUCUCUUACUCAACAGAAAGUCAAACAGCACCUCUGACAGGGGGCGGAAAAUCUCGAAAGAAGGAUUUCUGUUGAGUUUGACUAUAAGACGAAAAGACGGGGGUCGAAAAAUCUCAAAAGAAGGAUUUUAGUCCAAAAGACUGGAAUAAACCAUUUUCACAAAGAGGAUCCAACACUGUGUUUACUGUAGUUCUCCUUACAGUGGUGCACAAUAAGCACCGCUUCCAAGCAUUGCACAACCUCAUUACAAUAUUAAACUAAGAGAAUUAGACAAUGAUCUGCUGAAAGGUCAUCGGACUUGGGAGGUCAGAAUGGAACAAAGACAAAACUGCAAGGCAUUGCCAACUGCUCAAACGUAUUAUUAAAUCAACAAUACCACGGAGCUGGGUAAAAUAGUGUUCUUAACCACAAGAUGCCAUUUACAACCUCCACAACCUCCUAUGUAUACCACCUAUUAAUGGACACAAAUCACAGGUCUUCACGGAUAAUUUGAUCUGCAGUAACACAUAGCCAUCUGUUCUUGGAGACCUGAGAUGAAAGUAUGGAACAAAAGACUUUGAGAAAUAAAAAGCACUUGGAGAAUGAAUUUAAUUGGAGGGGGUAGUUUCACAAAGAUUAAUUACAGGGUCUUUGCUUAAAAUCACAAGGAAAAAAAAAAAGGCCUUUCUACCUAGAACAACGAUAUUAGCUCUGUUUGGCAAGCCAGGUGUAAGUUUACAAAUAUCUGGCUCGCCAAAGACAGCUUUUAUCAUUGGCCAAACGUUGUGGAAAUGUAGGUCACAGAUAUCUGCAAAGGCGGGGGUCGCCUCCAUAGUACUAUAAUUACAUUAAAAAAGCAGUGGAAAAAAAAGAAUCUCUAAACUGUGACUACAGCAGACAGGAGGUUUUUUUGUUUUUCCAAAUCUAACAUUUUACCUAAAUUUUGACAUUUUUAAUUUCAAUUCACUGCAAUUUGGAAUAAUUUUUCAGAAUGUUUUUAUACACUGUUUUUAUUUGAAAUGUUCGAGAUAGCAAAACACAUUCCAGAUAAAGUCGUAUGAAUGUAUACAAUUAUGUGCAAAACAAAUAAGGGUCAAUAAAUGUCCCUGCUAUCAAGCUGCAAAAGCAGUUAGAGAAAUAUUUUAGCAUAAAAAAAGGAGAUAGUCACACACACCUGACUUCAACGGACUAAAAAAAUGCAGCAACCGCUGCAUAAUAAUUUGAUUGUUUGCAGGUUGAUGAAAAAAAAUUUGGAGUGUGAGCGUACGUGUCUGUACCCUGUCAGUAAUUAUCUGCGUUACUGCUUUUUAAAUAAA